Molecule: messenger RNA, 555 nt
Organism: Dermatophagoides farinae (American house dust mite)
Lineage: Eukaryota; Metazoa; Arthropoda; Arachnida; Sarcoptiformes; Pyroglyphidae
Product: L-cystatin
Cellular component (GO): vesicle; cytoplasm
Molecular function (GO): cysteine-type endopeptidase inhibitor activity
Source: RefSeq, a predicted model, not a curated record
AAAUUCAUGGGAAAAAUCAUAGAUUCAUAGAUUCAACAUUGUCACUUGAUCACUUGAAUAUUGAAUAAUAGAAACCAUUAAAAGACAAAAGAAAAAAUGGCAAUACAUCGUUUAUCAGCAUCAUUGUUGUUGUUGAUCGUUGCAUCAAUGGCCAUCGCUGCAAGUAUUGUGGGCGAUUUCCGUAAAAUGGACGUGUAUGAUGAACAUCUCCGUCAAUCAUUAUCACACUUGGAACGACAAAUGGAUAAUCGACUCAACAUGAACACCAUACAUCGUAUCGCUAAGAUUCGUCAGGCUGAAUAUCAAAUUGUCUCUGGCAUCAAAUAUCGGGCAACAUUUGAAUUUGGCGAAACAGAUUGCCUUAAAUCUGAUCAUCGGGAUAUUGAAUCCUGUCAAUUCACCGGUUACAACAUGAUUUGUCAUGCCAUCACUUUGGAAAAAGCAUGGCUUAAACAAAGUUCACUUGUCGAAUUUUUUUGCGAUAAUUAAUCUAUCUAUAAUAACUAUAUCUAAAUCUAUAUUGAAUAAAAUGAAUUUCAUUCAUCAAAUCAAAAA